Nicotiana tabacum (common tobacco) is the source of this 708-nucleotide messenger RNA. NCBI's taxonomy places the organism in Eukaryota, Viridiplantae, Streptophyta, Magnoliopsida, Solanales, Solanaceae. The record is from RefSeq and is a predicted model, not a curated record.
AUGCUUGCAGAUGCCUUCGUAAAGGCUCACGCUGAGGCCAUCAAAGUCGAGACCAGAAAAUCAGACCUCUUUAAAGUGAAACAAAGAGACAACGAAAUGUUCAGGGAAUUCGUAUCGAGGUUUCAAAUGGAAAGAAUGGACUUGCCUCUGGUUGUGAACGAUUGUGCUGUUCAAGCAUUCACUCAAAGACUCAACCCCCAAAGCUCCUUGGCUUCACAACAACUGAAACAGAAUUUGAUAGAGUACCCAGCGAACUAUGACAGGCCCAAAAGAGUCGUCAAUCAUGAACCAAGACCUAAUAGGAAUCAGUAUCAACCAUAUAGCGGAGAUCGAAAGGGCAGCGGAUCCGGACGUAACCCUACGAGGAAUGAAAAAAGAAGCGAUCGAGGUCAUAAUAGCCAGGGACUCAUGAGCAAAAACGGUUUCGACAGGCAAAUCGGGGCCAGGGAGGCACCAAGGUUAUCGGAAUACAACUUCAGAGUCGAUGCUGCCUGCAUCGUAUCAGCCAUUAUACACAUCAAAGAUACCAAGUGGCCUCAGACAUUGCAGUCUGAUCCUACCCAAAGAAACCCUAACCUGAUGUAUAAGUAUCAUGGCACUCACGGCCACAGGACCGAAGGCUGCAGACAGCUAAGAGAAGAAGUGGCCCGGGAAUUCCUAAGUGAUCGAGCCAAAAAUCACUUCAGGAAUAGGGACUCCAACAAGUAG